Meleagris gallopavo (turkey) is the source of this 3109-nucleotide messenger RNA. NCBI's taxonomy places the organism in Eukaryota, Metazoa, Chordata, Aves, Galliformes, Phasianidae. The record is from RefSeq and is a predicted model, not a curated record.
UACACAAUUUCUUAUAAAAUCAAUGGAAACACUGUGGCCAAAACUUUAUAUAAUACAGUGAUAAUUUGUUCUGGUUAGGUUGAGAUCAAAAAUGUUUUUCUGAGGCAAAACAGAAAGUUCUGGGCUAAAUGUUACCCCUAAUUAUUUUACAGUUCAAGUUUCCAUGUCAUUUGAAAACCUCAGAGUUUUAUUUUCAAUUAAUUUUUUUAAACAGAGUUCAUAUUUUUACCAAGCAGAGCAAAGAAUAUCCUAAAUUUUCCUUAGUAAGCAAAGUAGCUGCUGUCUGAGUCUUCUCUUUUGUGUUAAUAUUUUAAAUAGAUCCAAGGAGUUAGUUAAUAUUCUGGUAUUACUAUCAAGAUCCAUGCCAGCUCUGAAAGCUUUUCUAUAAUUUUAAAAGAAAUAUGUGGCAGUAAAAUCUAGACAGCCAUAAGACAAUAUAUUCAAAUGUUUUCAAUAGCUUUGAGACCAACAAGAAAAAAAGAGUAGCUGUCCCAAUAAGCUUCAGUUGCAUAAGAAGUCUUUUCCAUAAUGGACGUGGCAAGAUUUAAACAAAGGACACGCAUAAUAAAAAUGUAAAUGAGUUUGCUUUACUAAAACUAUAACUUUAAAGUCUUUUGUUGUAUGUUAUCCUGGAACCUUCUUACAAGGUAAUCACUGUUUGCAUAGAGAUUUAAACCGUAGUCUUCAAUAGCAUUAAACCCCUGCACGGUCUAUGUGUGACAGGCAUGCAAAGCCAUGUUAAUGUUCAGAAUAUGAAUUGCCUCUGGGUGGCUCCGACACCAAGUAGCAAACCAACUGUGUUGAUAUCAGAAGGCCUGAUGGACUCCAUGCGGCUCCCAGCCUGAAAACUUCACCGCUUUGACAUGUGAUGUGCUCCUCAUGACACUGGCAGCACUGUCACUGAGAAAUGGCACAAAGGCAACAAGCCCCCCUCCUUAGCCAUGCACUUUGCAACCCCCUGGUGUUGCCUGUCCGCAGCCUCUCCUGCCUGCCUAGUUACGGACAGCACUUCAGAAACACGGGGGGAAGUGUGGGUGGAUAGGCCCCAGCUGCCUUCCUGGACUCAGCCUCCAUAAUAAAUUGACCUGAAUGAUGAGGGCACACAAACAGUAUGAUAUGCAUUAUUCCUGUCAAUAAAAUGUCCCCAUGUGUUAUAGUCUUUGUAUAUAAUGUACUGCAGCCUUUCUUCUUGCAGGAACCUAUUUAGAGCCUCACUUUUUUCUAUUCAUAUUAUGACUCUGUAAUAGAAUUCAGAAAUUAUAUGAUACUGUGUUGUAUAAUAUUAUAGCAGUGCAGCAUAUUGAAAUCCCCGAUUCCUUACUUAUAAAUUCAAGGCACUGCAAUCUUUUAGGUUGUCUUUGAAGACGAUGACCGUGGAAACAAAAAGCUUGAAAAAGAGAAUGAAGAGUUCAAAGAAGAGGUUUUCAAACUACGCAACGAGAUUGCUUGUCUUGAAAAUUCUCUGCAGCACUCUGAAAAAGAAAAGCACGCAUUAGAUAGGCAAGUUCAAAGGAUGCAAUUAAAAAUGGAAAGUGAUAAGCAAACUAUUCAACAGUUGGUUGAAUUUCAAGAAGAGAUGAAGGCAGAACUUGAAAGCAGAAGAUCAUUAGAUAAAAAUCUGAUAACACAUGUAGCACCUGAGCAGCAGUCUGCUGAAAGAUCCCUGACUGCUGAAAAUAGGAAACUGAAGAAAGGUGAAGGUCAAGAGAGGCAAACCAUAGCAAGAAAGAAAACUGAGCAAAGUAACGCAAUAUGGAAAAAGAAAUUCCAGAUUGUACAAAACAGUCUGCAUGCAAUUAAGGAUGAGAUGUUUCUUAGACAAACACUGCAACGCCAGUUACUAGCACUUAGAUAUACAUCUCCUGGUGAAACAAUGGUUUGCCCUAUUUGCAUUGAAAAUGACAUAAAAGGCACAAACAGGUUCAAAGAUGGCUCACAUUUACCUUCAACUUUGGACCAAGAUUAAAAACAUUGCUGUGCUGUAUUGCUUUUUCAUACCAUUUGUUGAUUGUUAAUAGAAGAAGCCACACAGUAAUUCAGUUUGAUUCUUUCAGCGCAAGAAGAAUGCAAUCUUCUAGCAGUUUUGCCUCAUGAAGUCUUUCUCUUACUAGAUCUCCCAAACAGAUCUGUGCAAAUAUAGGCAGUUUGGAUGUUUCUUUUGUGGCAAGCUCUGUCUAUUGUCUGUCAUUUUGCCUGAAAAGAAUUGCUGCUACCAUUUUAACAAGUGUCGAUCUUUGCGAAAAAGAGACGCGAGAAAUUGAACCCACGUCCCACACCGUUGCCAGCGCCCCCAGCCCACACCUACCUGAGGCCGUUCCCUCCCCCCACGCCGCGCUUCAGCACCACUGACAGCUCCACGGCCGCACACGGCCGCGCACCGACGGCCCGGCCGUAGAAGCGAUCGCUGGGCGAAGCACCCGCUCCGGGGGGGCUUCCAGGUCAGCCGUGGAAGCCGUGGCCUUGCCGUCCUUCCUUUCCAGCGGUCAGCCAGCCUCUCAACCCUGAUUAGCGCCUGUUAUCAGAGACCCGUCUGCACACAGCCAGGGGAUAGUACCUCUGAUACGUGCUGAUGUAGUUUUGUCGGAAGGUAGGAUGGCAGUCCGCAAAGAUUGCAUGAGUUCUAGUCAGUGGGAAGUUAUUUAAUGAUCUUAGCUACCUUUUGUUGUUGUUGUUUUAAAAGUACGUGAUAAACAGAUGAAUUUGUGUGUGUGACAUGAUUGCUUAAAUGUCCUUUUUAAACCUGUACCUCAUUUAUUUCUUGGCUAUUCCUCUUAAAGGCGUGUGCUUGAACAACUCCCUGGGCAUUAGCAACUGGGCCUUUCACAGACAGAAGUGGCACCUGUGCAGAAUUCAGACUACUCUUGAGUAGCUUCCCACUACAGACCUCCUGUUUUAAACAACGAGUAUCCAUCCCGACGAGAGGUAGUCGAAGACAUCGUAUUCACACAGUUUAACACGCGUCAAAAGAACAGAAAAGAUUCUCCUGGCCGCGUGGGGCUGAAUCAGCUAUCCUGGCCAUCAGCGCAGCAUCCCCCGCGUGCCUGCACACCGCAGACAAACCCCUCUGCUACUCCCACACCUGGAGCUGGUGCACGGCGGACAGCAGGGC